ACCUCUACAAAACUCCAUCCCAUUCCCCAUCCCUUUCUCCAUCCCUAACUAAUUUCCUCUCCAAAAAAAUGCUUCUCAAACUCCAUGUCAUCCUCCUCCUCCUCCUUUUCUUCACCAUCUCCACCUCCUCCACCAUCACCACCACCAAAUCCAAAAAAAAGAUAACCACAUCCAUUCCCAUAUCUUCCGGUCGUAUUCUCCUCCAGUCCUCCACCUACAUCCUCCAAACUUCUCUUGGCUCUCCACCUCAACCCCUUCUUCUCUCCCUUUCCACCACCUCUUCUUUCUCUUGGAUCCCUUGCUCCUCUUCCUCCUCCCCAUCCUUCUCUCCCUCAUCCUCCACCACCUUCCUCCCUCUCCUUUGUAACUCUCCUUCCUGCCCUCUUCUCUCCACCUCUUCCUGCCCUUCUCCAUCCUCCCCAUGCUCCUCCUUCUCCCAAGACACUAUCUCCCUUUCCUCUUCCCUCAUCUUUCCAAACUUCACCUUCUCCUGCAUCACAACCUCCACUUCUCCUUCUCAAGGCCUUCUUUCCCUUUCUUUAUCACCAUCCUCUUUCAUCUCCCAAACUAACUCCAUCUUUUCCUCCACUUUCUCUUACUGUCUUCCCUUCUUCCUUUCCACCAACUUCUCUGGCUCUCUACUUCUUGGACCUUCUUCUCAACCUAAACACUUGAAAACCAUGCCAUUGCUCAUCAACCCUCGCCGCCCUUCAUUCUACUACGUCAACUUGACCGGUAUUCGUCUCGGCCGCAAACUCAUCCCUGUCCAUUCCUUUGACCCUUCUUCCGGCGCCGGCACUGUCCUUGACCCUGGCUCCAUGUACACUCGUCUCUCCGCCCCGGACUACGCCGCCGUCCGUGAUGCUUUCAGGGAAUACGUGAACGGAACGGUGACAUCGCUUGGUGGCUUUGACACGUGCUACGACGGACCGGUGAAUCCGCCGGUGGUGACCUUAGUGUUUGAUCGGUUGCAGGUGAAGUUACCGCCGGAGAAUGUCAUGAUACAUAGUAGUUCCGGGAGCUUGUCUUGCUUGGCCAUGUAUGGCGCGGCGGAGAAUGAUACCUCUGGACUCAACAUCAUCGGAAGCAUGCAACAUCAGAACCAUAGAAUUUUGUUUGAUGUGCCCAAUCGUAGGGUUGGGAUUGCUCGUGAAAUUUGCACUGUUUCUUAGAGAUUAUUAUUAUUAUUAUUAUUAUUAUUAUUAUUAUUAUUAUGUGUGUGUUUUGUUUUUGUUGCAAGGGCGUUGUACGUGAUCUUAAUUAAUCUUUUGCAUGGGAAGUGGGAUUUAGAUUAAACUUUUAUGGGAAUAAUAAAAUGAUGCUUUUGGUGGUUAAGA
Dioscorea cayenensis subsp. rotundata (Guinea yam) is the source of this 1337-nucleotide messenger RNA. RefSeq names its product aspartyl protease AED3-like. Lineage: Eukaryota; Viridiplantae; Streptophyta; Magnoliopsida; Dioscoreales; Dioscoreaceae. Gene Ontology annotation, molecular function: aspartic-type endopeptidase activity. The transcript has 2 exons. Gene Ontology annotation, biological process: proteolysis. The coding region runs from base 69 to 1172 and encodes 367 amino acids. The record is from RefSeq and is a predicted model, not a curated record.